Molecule: messenger RNA, 1946 nt
Organism: Phycodurus eques (leafy seadragon)
Lineage: Eukaryota; Metazoa; Chordata; Actinopteri; Syngnathiformes; Syngnathidae
Gene: eif3s6ip
Product: eukaryotic translation initiation factor 3, subunit 6 interacting protein
Exons: 15
Coding region: 120-1820 (566 amino acids)
Biological process (GO): translational initiation
Cellular component (GO): eukaryotic translation initiation factor 3 complex; cytoplasm
Molecular function (GO): translation initiation factor activity; protein binding
Source: RefSeq, a predicted model, not a curated record
UCCGCUUCCUGCCGUCCCGCAAGCAGCGGUUGCGUGGUUUAGCAGGCUUAGCUAGCUGGUCGCAUUGUCCAAAUUCGCCCUCAGUCAAGAAAACAAUCCAUUGAAUUACUUGUGGAAUCAUGUCAUACGACGACGACCAUGACGGCUUUUCAAACGAAUACGACCUCCACACCGGUGACCCGAAGGCAGACAUGGCUUUUGAGCGGCAGUAUGAGCAGCAGACCUACCAUGUUAUCCCAGAGGUGAUCAAGAAUUUCCUCCAGUACUUCCACAAAACCAUCUCUGACUUGAUCGACCAGAAGGUCUACGAACUGCAGUCCAACCGCGUGUCCAGCGAGAGUAUUGAACAGAAGAUCUAUGAGAUCCAAGAUGUCUAUGAAAACAGUUGGAACAAGCUGACUGACCGCUUCUUCAAGACGUCUCCUUGGCCGGAGGCUGAGUCCAUUUCAUCGCUCGUUGGCAAUGAUGCCGUCUUCCUCAUUCUCUAUAAGGAACUGUACUACAGACACAUCUAUGCCAAAGUCAGCGGGGGACCCAAUUUAGACCAGAGGUUUGAGUCCUAUUACAAUUACUGCAACCUCUUCAACUACAUUCUGAAUGCUGAUGGCCCUGCCCCCUUGGAGCUACCAAACCAAUGGCUUUGGGACAUAAUUGAUGAAUUUAUCUACCAGUUCCAGUCGUUUAGUCAGUACCGUUGUAAGACUGCCAAGAAGCCGGAGGACGAGAUUGAGUUCCUGCGAAACAACCCAAAGAUCUGGAAUGUCCACAGUGUUCUAAAUGUGCUCCACUCCCUUGUGGAUAAAAGUAAUAUCAACCGCCAGCUCGAAGUCUACACCAGUGGAGGGGACCCAGAGAGUGUGGCGGGGGAAUAUGGACGCCACUCCCUCUACAAGAUGUUGGGCUACUUCAGCUUGGUGGGGCUGCUGAGGCUGCACUCUCUGCUUGGAGAUUACUACCAGGCCAUCAAAGUGUUGGAGAACAUUGAGCUCAACAAGAAGAGCAUGUACUCCCGUGUGCCCGAGUGUCAGAUCACCACCUAUUACUAUGUAGGCUUUGCCUAUCUGAUGAUGAGGCGUUACCAGGACGCCAUUCGAGUGUUCGCCAACAUCCUGCUCUACAUCCAAAGGACGAGAAACAUGUUCCAGAGAUCAACGUAUAAAUAUGAGAUGAUCAACAAACAGAACGAGCAGAUGCACGCUCUGCUGGCCAUUGCGCUCACCAUGUACCCCAUGCGAAUCGACGAGAGCAUCCACACCCAGCUGAGGGACAAGUAUGGAGAUAAGAUGCUGCGCAUGCAAAAAGGAGAUCUGAAGGUCUUUGAGGAGCUGUUCAGCUUCGCCUGCCCCAAGUUCUUGUCUCCAGUGGUGCCCAACUACGACAACGUCAAUGACAACUACCACAAGAAACCCUUCGAGCAGCAGCUUAAGGUUUUUAAAGAGGAGGUGGCGCAGCAGGCUCAGCUCUCCACCAUCCGCAGUUUCCUGAAGCUGUACACCACAAUGCCGGUGGCCAAGCUGGCAGGUUUCUUAGACAUGACUGAGCAGGACUUCCGGAUUCAGCUGCUUGUCUUCAAGCACAAGAUGAAGAACCUGGUAUGGACCAGCGGUAUCUCAGCUCUGGACGGAGAGUUCCAGUCAGCUUCUGAGGUCGACUUUUACAUUGACAAGGACAUGAUCCACAUAGCAGAUACUAAAGUGGCUCGUCGAUAUGGAGACUUUUUCAUCCGACAGAUCCACAAGUUUGAGGAGCUGAAUCGGACACUGAAGAAGACACCAGCAAGCAGCACCACGGCCACAUCUGGGAGCGCCACGAGCCGAUGAAUGUGAUCCUUAACAGGGAUGAGAACUCAGCAUUGAGUCUUUGCCUACUGCUGCCAGGUUUCUUGAAAUCUGUAAUUGAUGACUUUUCUAUAUAACUUGGAAACAAUAAAUCAAUGGGCUUACAAA